GACCUGCUGCUGCUGUACCUAAUGAGUUUCCACGUUGAUGAAUAGUCGCGGCCCGCGCGAGACAAACGAGCGAGAUUAUGCCGAGAUAAAGAAGCACUACCCUCGUGCUUAGUCCAAUAAUGGCAUGCGAUGGUUCAUCCGCGGAGGAUUUCCCGGACAAAGUGAUGCCCAGAGCAGCUCCCUGCACGUGCAACAAGAAGUGCAGGAGCCGCAGCAGCAGCAGCAGCGGCAGUAGUAGUGUUGUCUUUCUGGGAUUAUUCCUGCUGUCGCUGUGUCUGCACGCUGUCACCCUCGUCUGCUAUUUGGACCUCCGCUCCGAAGUCAAAAGGGAAAUUAUCCACCAGAAGCGGGACUCCAUGUUGACACUAGCGGGGAGUGACCUGGCUGACCCGGCAGCGGUGCUCUCGCCCGGCCACCCGCGACCGGACCCCGGGAGCAGCCGCGGAGGAGACGGUCAUGAGGUAAAAAGAAAAACACCUAAAAACAAUUAAAGAAAAGAGUUAAAAACGACAAGCCACGGCUGCUAAUUCAAGACAGCAUUGUUUUCAUUCCUCACACGGAGGCUGUUCGUGUUUGUUCACCUCCGUCCGUCCUCCUGUUUCCCGUAUCACGGUGUCAGGUUUUAUGUCAGAGCUCUGUUAUAGCAUGUUUCAGGGCAACUUAUUUUACAGUAGCCUUGUCACGAAGUUUUGCCCUGCUCAGUUUCCAGACAGAUGUGUUUUUGAAGUAUGGCUCCCGUGUGCGUGAGUCAGCCUUUUGGACAAAGAUGCACCUAGGUAUAAACUUCUUCGAGUCUGUCAGCUGGCCAAAGUGUCGUUUUCAGGUAUAAUACCCGGGAAGUCAGGUGAGAUAUGUCCCAAAAAUGACACCCUCAUCAUCACACAGGGAAUUAAUCUAUCUUAGAUAAUCACAUAUUUAAGGAGUAGCUUUUAUUUUCCUGUCAUUGAAACUCAGUUAACUCAAUUUGUUUCGUUUCUUUCUAACCAGACAGAGGUUGAUGCUCAAAGCUUAGGCAGCCUGCCCAGCUGGAUACCCUCAGACGGGUCAGUCAGUGUGCUGCAGCAGGUGGACGGAAAAUUAACUGGAUCACCAGCAGGUGCAAAGCCCAGGGGCUGAUGUAAAUUCAUCAGGACUUAGAUGGGGCAGUUGGUACUUGGAGCUGAGCCAGCCUCGUCUCACAUGUGUUUUCUUUUCUGGCAGCGGCCUGAUUGAAUGUUCAGUGUGUUGUCUGUGGCUUUGGCAACAGCAGACCCCCCCCCCCCUCUCCUCUUCCUAACCACCACCACCUCCACAUACUCCCUAAUCUCAUCAGUACAAAGGGACUGAGUGUAGGUCUCAACUUUGCUUGCUCAAUUGACUCAUGUGUCACCAGUUGUGUAACCUUUAAGAGAAAAUGAUCCUCUGUGUGGGGCUCUGGCUGGACCUGAAGUUGUCCAGAACCUCCAAACACGAUAACCACCCGGAGGAGUGUGUACAGGAUGCAGGCAUUAUGUCUUUGUAGGAAACAUUAUCGAGUUCAGAUGCUGCUUUUGGUGUUCGCAACAUUUUCCUUUUUACAAGUGGAAAGCUCAGCCUAUUCAUUUAGUGCUUCGCAAAGCUUAUUUUAGUUUGGUUUCCCUGGUUAAAACUGAGUGAGAUGGGUUUGGUAUUCAACCCAGAUGGUGACGCUUCAUGAGGUGAAAGACUGCGGCCCAGCUGUAAAUAUUUAACAGCGCUGUGAUGCUGUCCGUGCCAGAUGUCUGCAUUAAACAACUCUGAUUACACAUCCCACAGUUUACAUAGUUGGAGAAACAGGAGCAUGUGGCAUUUGGACGCAGCGGCCGCACUUGUUAGCUUUUCAAGAGUUUCCUUUGAAGGGUCUUUUUUUGUACAGCAAAAAAAUGUUUAUUGGAUUUUUUAACACACGUCCGCAUCAAAGGAACUUCAGCAGCAUCAGUGAAAUUAGAUGUGACGGGCAGGUAUACAGACAAGUGCAACAGGACAUGAACAGUCAUCCCAGACAACAAGCACGGCUAAAAGAGAUCACAUAAAGGAACAAACAUGCACACUGAUACACAUGCAGACUAUCAGAGUGUUUCCUCGGCUCAAAAUGUGUUCCGGAGAAGACACUUGUUGUGGCUUCCUAUCGUGUCACAACAACUUUGCACACUCAUUUGAGAGCAUGUCAGAAAGUUUUAAACUAAACCGGUCAGUGUUGAGUAUAAAUCAGCCGUGCUAAACAGCGUGCCGAGUGGAAAUUUAGACACUUUGUUGGUGGUUUCUUGUGUGAAACUGACAGAGAAGAGAGAUGCUGCUCAGAUGAGAGCAUAGUACUGAACAGGAAAAAGGUCGUACUCCACCGAAAAUGACAACAACCGUUCUUUCAAGUUUUAUUUUGUUUUUAAGUUUGAAGGGAAUAAAAAACACCAGCCUGUAAGUAUUCCCAAACUCCCUCUGCAUUUAUUACAUUAGAUUUUUUUCUUUCACCCACGACCACUUGUCAUUUACUUCGCAUUCUCUUGCUGCUGUGAGAACUGAAAUAAGCCGACAGUACUAAGGCCAAACUCCAUGUUUUUUGCUGGAAUUUGGCAGAUUUUGAAGGUACACCCCUGAACUGAGGAAAAUCAGGAUCUUGGCUUGUGGGCUGUAAUAUUCCAAGUUUCAAGUCGGUUUUCAAAGCACCACUAUCUGUCAGGAUGUCUCCUCUGUUUUCUCAGAUGUAAUUACAGAAAUCAAAACAAUAUUCGUUGUCUAAGAUCUAAAACUUCAGAGGGAAAAUGAAACAUGAGAGCAAUCUGGGCAAAUGGAAACAUCCUGGUCAGACCUUUGUUUGCGGAGAUGCACUUACGUACCACUUAACAUCUCACACCUUCUCAGUUACUUCUUAAUGAGAGCAGAUGAUGUGGUCAUUAAAAGUCCGUGCCUGGGACGUGAACAAAUAUUCUCUCCUUCCACACUCGCAGUCUGUAUGCCCUUGAGCAAGGCAGUAAACCCCAGCUGUCCAGCAGAUCUGCAGAGUUUCCAACCGUAAAAAGCCCCUACCAGGUGUGUGCGUGUACAUGCGUGUACGUGUGUGUUAGUCCUGGGUCUGAAACAAGAGUGUGAUACAGACUCCGAGCGUGAGUACAAAAAGAGCAAGUGUCACUGGCACUCAGCCUGACCCUCUUUCACCUGACCUCAGAGAGCGAGACAAAACAAAAAUCCACCCAUGGAACACUUAAUUGUGUUAGCUGGGAUUGCUUUUGAAUCUUGCCUAACAUUUUUCUUAUAACCAUUAUAUGAAAUAAUUUUCUCCUCUGAUGUGUGCCUUCAAAGUCUCACAGAGAACAGAUGCUGAAACAUCUGGAGUCUAGUUAACGGCUAUUAAAAAAGUCAGUUUGAUGGGACCCAAAGUCCUUAGCAGCGUUGAAGCUCUGGGGCGCCAGGGUGGGCUGUCACCAACUUCUGCUUUAAUUGUGACCAGUGCUUUAUUAGUUAAAACGGCAGUAUCUUGUGCAUAGAUAGAGCGGGUGUCAGGAACUAAUCAGUAUGGACAGAAGUGUUAUAAAGUUCAGAAGAGAGGAGGUCAAAACUUCAGACAUAGGAGACUGCAAAUUUUUCCAUGCAAAACUGAACAGUCUUGACAGACGGGUGGUGUAGACGCCCAGUAAAGAUUAAGUCCAGAGUCACAAACAUCACCAAAAUAAUAAAUUCUCAAGGCAUUCAGCUAGGAGUCACUCUGCCAGCAAGUGUUGCAAUAAUCUGACAUGUGAUUGGCUGCUGACAGGCAACAUUUCCCUUAGGUUGAGCUCCACAGCUUUUUCAGAUGACAAUCUAUGGAUGCUGUUAUUAAAUUACCCGAGUUAUGGUUGAAAACACAUGGGUCUUCUCGAGAGCUCUGCCUGAUAUUGGCAGGGGCGAGGAUACUCCUUUUUUUUUGUGUGAUAUUAAAGAAGAAAACACUCUGUUUUCCUUCGGUCCAGGAGUUUGGAUCACAGAAGUUUUAUGAACCUUGUGUCCUCAGCACUUUGCCUGAGUAACGCCUGUACUGCAGUGAUGGGCACCCGGUCUACAUCUGGCGCUCGCAGCCACAAGCCCAGAGUUUCACCUCCUCAACUUUGUAACCUCACAUUCUCGACCGCAAUUUAGUGACUAAUUGUCACUGCUGGCCUAAGACUUCGAGGAGUUACCGCCACAAGAAUGUGAGCUCGGGAUGGAAACACUGGAGCCGAGGCAUGUUGUCCUCACAAACAUCCUAAAUGUCAGGGAGGGCGGGUUUUAUACGCACUAAAGGGUAAAACUACAAACUGUUGUAAUACCAAGUGUUAAUAGGGCGAAAAGAAGUCUUGUGAUCACAAAAUUACACAUCCCUGCGGUGACUGAAUUUUAGUCAUAUCCUCACAGAGCAACAGGGAAUCGCGUCCUCUCCGUGCUAAAGCACCCCCCAAUGCUUUGAAGAUUUGAAAGCCCUCUAAUUAAUAGCAUUUUUUCCCUCGUGCUGAAAAAAGAACGGUUUACUCAAUAGUUGGCACUUGGCAUACAUACCAACACGUUGUCAUCCUGAUUUACUGUAACUCUGCGUGCCUUUGAAGGCUGUAAACGUCGUAAUGAAGUGAAAUGAAGCAAACGAGAGCGCCAAACCGUUUCUCGUAGUCGUAUAAGGGAAUAAUAACUCUUUUGAAAAACUACUUUGUUGCCUCCAUCUAAAGCACGGGUUCGCUAGUAGCCUAGCGGAUUGCUUGUUUGUUUUUUGUCGUUCUACUGGAGCUUAAUCUCGGGCCAAAAAUUGGCUGUUGAAUCAUGUUUGGCUGUCAGAACAGACGAAAGUGUAAUGCCAUAUGCCUGAACAUACACCCAGAAUCCUUUGAGAAGUAAAAGCUCGCUAUAUGCCAACAGCUGGAGAGGAGAUGUGGAGACACCUGCGCACCAAAUGAACAGCAAACGUCGCUGCUCGCGGGAACAUCUGGAGGUCUGUGUGUGUCGAUAAACCACUCUAACACACACACACUCCUCCAUCGGGCUGGAAUUCCCGUGCUUAUAAGGUCAGACAUGGCUGGCAGCUGGACAGGGAUGUAGACUUUAACUGCUUUGAGCUCGCCCAACACAGCCAGCGGGGGGUGUUUGACAUGAUACAGCUCAUCCCUCACCACAGGGGGGGGUUCCCACAUCUGAGACGAGGUAUGGAAGAAAACUCAAAACAUAACAUUUCUUGUCUGUCUUCUUAUGGUCUUUCAGUGGCUCUGCUCGCAGAAACCACACAAAGAGGCACUGGGAGUUCACGCUGCUUUCAGGAGAAGGAGGUUUCUUGCCGUUGGGGUUUAACAACUAUGCUUACUUGAGCGUCACAGAUGGAAACGGGGAGAGUGUCAUCUCGUACCCAACUGGGAAUGGCCCCCGAGAGGUCAAAGUGUCUGUCAGUAAGCUUGUCUGAUUCGUACUCGGCAGUAAAAAGAAGUGAUACAUCUUUAUUUAUUAUCCUCUAAUCCAUGCGAAGGUGCUGCACGUGUCACUGCUUUAGAGAUGUCGGUUAUCCAAACUCCAAGCAGAUGUCCAGCACAAAUACAAGUUGUCUGAUCUGUCCUCAGCUAUUGAGCGCCUUUAUCUUCUCCUCCUAUCAUUAUUUAUACUGACACUCCAAAGUGUGACCAAAAAUGAGCUCGUAUAUCUACUUGAUCUACUCAAUGCAAAGAAAGCCUUUGGGUGGUCUUGUUGUGUUUCGAUCGCUGAGUCCCCUUUUGUCUAUCGGGACUCUGGGAGUCCUCCAAAGAUGUGAUCACAAACUGGCUGUCCAAACCGAAGGCGACUUUGAACAAUCCGCGUUUAUAAAUUUCUAAAUCCUUAGCACGAAAUGUUUUUUUUCCGGGAUGUCAGAGCCAGUCGUGUCUCCGACAUGUUACAGUCAGUUCAGCGCGUCCUACAGAGUUCACGUGAAUUUGGGAUGACCAGAACCAGUCACACAAGAACACAGGCAUGCGGUUUGUCCCGGCACUCACUCGCCCAUGGGAACACCCUGCCGCUGUAGCAUAGCUUUCCCUGCUUUUUUUGGGGAUGAGCUCAGAGCAGCUCCAUCAGAUCCUUUGGCUUAUUCAUGCUACCUCUCAAUAGGGCCAGGACCAGGUGCCGAUGAAUGGAUAAUAUUGCUCUCACAUUAACCGCAAUCCAUGCCCUUCUUUUGUGUGAAAAGGUGAAUUUUAGAGCAGUCGUGUCCAGGUGACUGUCUCAAACGGCACAAACACAGACAAAAGUGACUCUGGUUACCGGAUGGGUUACAGCCCCAAUGGGACAGACAAUGACUUGGCCACAAAUGAAUGUGCUUCCUGACAGUGUCUCACAUCUUUUCAAAUGCCCCAAGUUGUGUCUGUGCAAACAUUAUACCCCAAGAAUAGAAAGGCCACUUGUAGGCCGUUGGUUUCGCUCUCAAAACCUUGAAUCACUCUUUCCCUUUUUUUGGCCUUGCAGGAUUAAUAUGAGAGAGUCCUGGCCCGUGUAGAAAGCUCAUGAAUAUUCUACUUUGUAAAUUCCCCUGUCUCAUUAACGCUGUCUUUUGUUUUUCUCCAGGAGAAGUUACUGCACAGAAAUAGCGACUUCCACGCCACAGAGGACCACAGGGGCAUAACUCAGCGAGCGAAAAGGAGUCCCGGCAAGCAGCCAGAAACAGGCAAGUCCUUUUUAUUUUCGAAUUUAUGAUCACUUUCUACUGCUGUGUCUCCCCUCUCUGUUUUUAUGCCCACAGUCCCAUUUCAGCACAACUGAUGACAAAAACCCUGCACAAAUAUUUGCUCUCUGGUGCACCUGCAUUAGUCUAUUUUCUGGAAAUACUUGGCACCCACCAGCCAGACUGCUCGGCCCUGUUUUCCAUAACUCUGCUUGUUUGGAGGGGAUUCAGUACUGAGUAAAUAACAGGCUUUCGGUGGGCUAACAACUCUUUAAAUUUGAAAAUAGUUUGUUAACGGUUUCUCACUUUUGAAGGAAAUCGAUUUUUUACUGCUUUGUGCCUACUUAACAGAGCAACACCACCGCACAAUGUUGCCUAGUUUAUAGAGCGCGAGAUUAAACAGAAUGGGAUUGAUUAUUACUUGGAUAGCAAACAAGGACAAUGAGGAGUUUGGGAGGGUUUCACCAAUUUGAAACAGACACCGAAAGCCCUUCGCUGAUUUCCCCCGUCUCGAAAUAAUAUGAAGUCCCCGAAAUGUCUUUUUCAUCCAUCGACUGCGCGGUUCAACUUCGGACUCCAGCUGUGUUUUUGCGUUGCGCUGAAACAUCUCAAAAUAAAAAUCACUUUGCAGAACAUGCGGUCAUUUUAGGGGAUUAGGCAUUUGGGAUUUUCAGGGCUUCAUCAAUCCCAAACAAAUUGAUUUAUUGUAAUCAAUGGGCUCUCAGAAGGCCACGAGGCUGAUCGGUUUGAAUUUGCUUUUGUAGUUUGUGUUUAGAAUGAAAGCUAUGCAAAUAAAAAAAAGGGAGGCCUUUGAAGUUUCAUGUCUGAGUGCAACAAGUGCAGCAUGAUCACAAAGCAUUCCGAUGUCUGUGGCGUGACACUGAAUACUUUAGGGGAAGUUUAGUGAUUGUGUUUAAAUUAGGAGAAAAAACUCACCUUUGAGACUUUCUACAUAAAUCAGUAAAGUCCCGAGCCUCUAAACACUAAUCAUUCCCAGGUCUCUCCUCGGCUCUCAGCGCACAGACAAAGGCUUUUGUAAUCUCAGCCUUAGAUGUGUGUGUUUGUGUAUGUGUGUGUACCUUGUUUGCACGUGUGUGUGUGUGUGUGUGUGUGUGUGUGUGUGUGUGUGUGUGUGUGUGUGUGUGUGUGUGUGUGUGUGUGUGUGUGUGUGUGUGUGUGUGUGUGUGUGUGUGUGUGUGUGUGUGUGUGCGCACGUUCAGGGCACUCCUAACGGGCACCAGAUUCCAGAUAGGGCUGCUCGUUAAGAGAAAUCUAUGCGGAUGCAUCCAGUCAUUUAGCCAGAGGAGAAACACUGGCCAUAUGUUUGAAGGGGACUCAAACUGUGAGGUUUUAAGGUUAAAUGGCCUUUGUAGUUGUAAUGACAUGGUAAACACAAGAGCAGCGAGACGGCUUUUUGAAAAGGAUUCUUCAGCUGCACACAGAGCGCGCACACACACUCACACUCACACACACACACACACACGCAGAUGCACACUAAGUGCAUUUUGUCUUUCAAGCGCUGACACAGAUGCCCCACCAAUAUCCACGCACGCGCACGCUCACACACAUGUUGUGAAGGGGAGUCGCACACACAAACACAUGCACACGCCCACAUGUAGACACACUUUCAUCUACAUUCUCCAUCUGGGCUUAAUUCAAAGAAAAGGAUUUUGGCAGGAUAAAGUAUCUCUCUAAUGAUCUUCUCCAGUUCCACUGCCUGUGAAUGCUUAAGGCACUUGUUCAUACAGAGGAGGUGAAACCACACUUACAAAUUACUACACUAGAAGAUACCACAGACUGACAUACCUCAACUCGAGUGUUCAGAGCGGCACAUCUGAAUCUGUUAUUUCAGCCUCUUUUUGAUACCUGCGCAGAAUGAGCGGGAUAUUUGAGAUGUUAUCGGAGAUGAUAAUUGUUCAAGAGAUCAUUUCGAGACUGAUCCCAUUGCUUUCGCUUUCUUACAGAAUCAACCGGGAGAGAUAAAAGGAAAGAUAAGAAAAAAGGUAAUACAUGACAACGCCAACAUUUCAGUAACAUUGGUCAUUAAUUAGAGUAACUGCUGCCUGUUUUCAGGAUGAAAACCUUGAGUCCAGAUUUAAUGACUAAGUCGGCUUGGAGGAAAUGACAAGUUUUCCAUAUCUGACUCUGUCCUCUCAAGUCAUUUCUCCUCCUUUUGCUGUGUUCAGAUCAGAAUUUACAGCCUUUACCAAAGCAGCACAGGCUGUAGAGCCCCAAGAACAAAAUUUUUGAUUUCUGAUUUCAUGAGUAAAACACACUUUCCAGACAAAAAUAACGAACUCAGUCAUUCUGGUUUCUGUCUUCACAGGGAAAAAGAGGUCAGUGCCGGGGCCUCCUGGUCCCCCUGGUCCUCCGGGCCCACAGGGGCCACCGGGCAUCCCUGGAAUCCCCGGCAUUCCUGGGAGCAAUGCUGUAGGGCCUGCAGGACCUCCUGGACCCCCUGGGCCACAGGGACCCCCGGGCAGUCAAGGCCCAUCAGGUAUAAAACAGAAAUGACACGAUCCGUGCUCAGAUAGCCAAGAGUUGAGCCAGAGAGCUUGAAAACACCCAGGAGUUGAGAGAUUUGUUCUUAGAUUACAGCGCUUUCCUGCUCGUAGAAGAGUUCCCACACUAGAAGGGGGCUCAGGUUGUCACACUGGUGAACUCAUUGCCUCUUAGUUCAAGUCUCUAGUGCAGGCUGUCAAACAUACUGUGGGAUAGCAGUGAUCCAUCUUUAAACUAUUUCACUGUUUGUUUUGUUUUAAUCAUCAUCUCUUCUUCUCAGCUGUGUUGAAGGCCAGAACUUUAUCUUGUAUCUCUCCUCCCCUCUUUUAUUGUUUCAGGGGUUCUCGAUAGGACAAAAACAAAGGAAUUCCAGGUAGAGUAUGUCAGCUAUUAAAAUUAAAUUUAUCCCUAACGCAAAACCUCCUGACGAAACAGCUGUUGCUCUUGUUUGACUGCGCAUCCAGAUCAGUCACCAGAGAUCUUUUGUGUUUUUCAGCCUGCAGUGGUUCAUUUGCAGGGGCAGGAGACGACAAUCCAAGUGAGAGAAGGUGGGUCUUCUGUCUGUUCUCGGUUGUAGUUACACCCCUGUGUUUGACACAGAACAAUAAACAGGCUUAAUCCCUGUCAGUGUCCUUCGUCAGAGAUCUGUGUCUGCAACUGUUCUAAUAAACACAUGCUUGCUAAACCACAGACUCACGUCAGAAUAAAAUAAACAUGCCAGGUUUUGACAAUCAUGAAAAGAAUUGUCUUUACUUGCUGCAGCUAGACUAAGAGUUUAUGGUCUUAAUAUUGCGACUUAUAUAAUAUCUACUAUAAGACUAAAGUAACCCUGAUAAUCCCAGAGCUAUGACAGGAUUUGUAUACAGUUACAGGCUUGAAUUAAAAGUCAGACCUGUGUUAAGGCAGCUCAGGAUGAGAAGCCUUCCAUUCUGGCACAUGCAGGUUAUUAUCCCACUUUGUCACCGAAAAGGAGCGUAAGCACCGUCAGCUGGUUUAUUUUUUCUGCCAGCGCUAGCUCUGGUUUCAGUUUAAAACUGCUGAUUUCUGUUUAUGAUGACUCGUUGCCUCUUGUUUGUUUGUUGUGACAUGUUUAGAUCUCUCUGAAGGCAUCCUUAGGAACUGGAAGAUGGUGUCCAUCCAUCACCGCGUGUUUAAAAUGCACUCUCGCUCCGGAGAGCUAGAGGUGCUGCUGGACGGUGUCUACUUCAUAUAUAGUCAGGUAGAAGUGAGUACGGUCCUUGACGUAACUCUUAUAAUUUAUGAUUCUGAGUCAACAGAACUGACAUUUUAUUGUUAAGAUUUAAAACGUGCUUGCUUUUUGAUCCACACAUAUUUGAGUUCUCCAUCGAGAAUUUAUUCCCCUGCCUGUGGUAAAAUAUGAUGGUCUAUAACUCAAGCCCUUGUUGGCUACUCUGAUAUUCCAGCUGUUUCAGCUUUAAACAAGCUCUGAAAUGUCAUGUCGACUUGUUUCGACCACCCCUCUCAGUCUUCUGUGGAUUUCUCUGUCUUCCCUUUACACCAGGUGUACUACCUCAACUUCACUGACAUAGCCAGUUAUGAGGUGAUGGUGGACUCCAACCCAUUCCUGCGCUGCACCUGCAGCAUCGAGACAGGACAGCGUAAGUUCAACACCUGCUACACGGCUGGUGUGAGCCUGCUCCGCGCCGGCCAGAGGAUCUCCAUACGCAUAGUGUAUGAGGACACGCUCAUCAGCAUGACCAACCACACCACUUUCCUGGGAAGUGUCAGGCUUGGAGAGGCUCCAUCUGCUGGACAGAACUGAUAACUACACACCACAGCAGCACUCGAAAGAAGGGAGAAUUUGCUCUCUGUGUUCAAAAUCAGGAGCGACUCUCCAGCCGAAGUCUUGCCCCUGUUAAAAGAGCUGAAAGGAAACUUGUGCCUGAGGAGCUCCCGGCUGAAAUUUGUUCACAGUUCUGUAUUAAAAGGACCACAUAAACUGGUACGCUUUCCCUUAGACGUCCUCUUCAAACAAAAGACUAUUUAUAGUCACCAUUUGUGCCAACAGACGACAUCACUCUCUAUAACAAGGAAGGACACUGUGCUGACAUAUACUUAAUAUUUACAUGUUUGAAGUGCUGUUGAAUGAUAAUCUUGUAUCUCCAAAAUCACAAACUAUUUAAAAUAAUGAAGAUGCGAUUUGUAAACUUGGCCUUUUAACCUUUUUUACUCCAUCAGCAGUUAUAAGUAAGUGGUUUAAUAGGGGGUUUAAAGCUCCAGAUGCCCCGGGGUGAUAAAAAGAGCAUUAAAAUGUUCAAAGCAAGUAUAAAGUUAUCCACACCAAGCUGAAAAAAGCAUUAAAACUGGAGUUAUAAGAUAUUCACAGAGCAACAGCACCAUAUAUUUUGCACACAUUUGCACUACAGCAUCCCUGCAGAAUAUCAGUGAUAUGUUUUUUACAGUGCUUUUGUUUAGUUACCGUGUGAAUGAAUCCAUGUGGAAAAAUGAUAGUUGUUUAUACGUCUGUACAUAUUGUAUAUAAAAUGGGAUAUACUUUUGUAAAUGGAGUUGAUUGAUGGAUUAAAAUGUUUCAUUUUCUGUCUAAA
Xyrichtys novacula (pearly razorfish) is the source of this 11682-nucleotide messenger RNA. The record is from the annotation of a GenBank genome assembly. Lineage: Eukaryota; Metazoa; Chordata; Actinopteri; Labriformes; Labridae.